Corylus avellana is the source of this 2004-nucleotide messenger RNA. It is a transcript of the gene PAD4, whose product is annotated as alpha/beta-Hydrolases superfamily protein. Gene Ontology annotation, biological process: lipid metabolic process. Lineage: Eukaryota; Viridiplantae; Streptophyta; Magnoliopsida; Fagales; Betulaceae. The record is from RefSeq and is a predicted model, not a curated record.
AAAAUCCACUACCCCCCACUCAACUUUCUUUCUCCCCAAACACCCCAGACUUUUCUUCAAGACUCCAUGGACGCCGAAGCUUCACCGUUUGAAACCAGCGAGAUGUUGGCAGCUUUCUUGGCGUCCACGCCUCUGCUGUCCGACUCAUGGAGGCUAUGCGACGUCGCCAACGCCACUACGCCACGUGGUUUCGUCAUGAGCGUGGUCGGAGAUGUUGGGUAUGUUGCUUUCUCCGGCAUCCAAAUGGCCGGAAGCUUGGACCCCGGCUGCGGAAACUUGGUGCCGUUGGAAAGCGCCGGUAACGGGCUGUUCCUUCCCCUGCACCGCCACAAUGAAGGCGAGGAGCCGGUGAUGGUGCAUGCAGAGAUGUUGCAUCUCUACCUCUCUCUGCAUAUUUCCUCAACUUUCCAAAUCCAGAUGUUGGCACUAAUGGAGCAAAGCAAGUCAAUUAUAAUCACUGGCCAUGGCAUAGGAGGAGCAAUUGCCUCUCUUUGUGCUCUUUGGCUCCUCUGCAACCUCCCUGCUGUGUCCUCUCCCUCUCCUACACAAGUCCUCUGCAUCACUUUCGGCUCCCCACUGCUCGGCAAUGCCUCCCUUUCCCGAGCUGUCUUACGAGAAAGAUGGGGUGGCAACUUCUGCCAUGUCGUCUCGAAACACGACAUCAUGCCGAGGCUGCUCUUUGCUCCUCUGCCAUCCUUCUCCCACCUGCAUGGCCUGCUGCACUACUGGCACUUGUCUAUGGCUUCUCCCUCUGACAACCUUGUUUUCCAACUGCGCAAUGAAGACAAAGCUGAGCUGCUUCGCUUUGUCUUGCUUCAUUUGCAAGUGUUAGCACUGGAUGAACAAGAGGCGCCCACAAGUACUUCAUUUUGGCCACUGGGGAGCUACUUGUUUUGCUCUCAGGAGGGAGCAAUGUGCAUAGAUAAUGCUGUGUCUGUUGUUAAGAUGAUGCACCUGAUGCUUAUGACAGGUUCUCCAAGUAGUUGCAUUGAGGAUCAUCUUAUGUACGGGGAUUAUGUUGGGAAUGUUUGUGUACAAUUUUUGAAGCAGAGAAGCUUCAUGCAAGGAGAUCUUCCUGAGUCAAGCUAUGAAGCAGGGGUAGCUUUGGCGUUGCAGUCAUCGGGGAUGGAUAUCCAGGAAUCAGUUGCUGGAGCUGCGGAAGACUGCCUUAAGAUGGCAAGGCGAAUGGGUCGGACACCAAACCUGAACAGUGCAAAGCUGGCUAUUAGAUUAUCAGAAAUCAACCCUUACAGGGCUCAGAUAGAAUGGUACAAAGCAUCCUGCGAUGAGUCUGAUGAUCAGAUGGGGUACUAUGAUUGCUUCAAGCAAAGGGAAACCUCAAGAAGGGACUCAACAGUUGACUUGAACAGGUACAAGCUUGCGAGUUUCUGGAACCGAGUCAUCGACAUGCUGGAGAAGAAUGAACUGCCUCACGAUUUUCAUAGGCGUGCUAAAUGGGUGAAUACCUCCCAGUUCUAUAAGCUCCUGGUUGAGCCUUUGGAAAUUGCUGAAUACUAUAGAAAUGGUAUGCACCGUGUCAAUGGCCAUUACUUGAGCCAUGGAAGAGAGAGGAGGUUUGAGAUUUUUGAUAGGUGGUGGAGAGAGAGAAGGGUUAGCGAGGAAGAAAACAAUCAGAGGAGCAAAUUUGCAAGCUUGACUCAAGAUUCAUGCUUCUGGGCAAGGGUGGAAGAGGCAAAGGAGUGGCUUGAUGAGGCCAGACAAGAAAGUGACAGAAAAGUGCUGGCUUUGUUGUGGGAGAAGAUUAAUGGAUUCGAAAGGUAUGCAAGGAAAUUGGUGGAAAGUAAGGAAGUUUCUAAAGAUGUUGUGGCAAGGAAUUCAAGCUAUAGUAAGUGGGUGAAAGAAUACAGUGCAUUGAAAUCACAGAUGAUGUAGUAUCUCCCUCACUCAGUUUCCAAAUUUUUGGAUGGGGAGAUGCUUUCCUUAGUCUGUACUCCAGGAUAAUAAUGCUUUCUAGUGUUUAUCUUAUCUACUUAUUUUGAUGCA